UAAACAAACUCAUUCUGGCUGGAGAAAAACAAAAAUCUUUGAAAAAAAUAUUGCUUUGUAGUUGUGACGUUGCCGUUUUUGCUGAAGGUUCAAGAACUUUCUCGAAGCCUUGGAUUACUGUAUAAAAGAGAGAUUUGAAAAUCGAGUAAGCAUUUCAAGUUUAAACUGCGAGAGAAGACGUUUAUCGAACAGCAAGAAUCAAGAUGGCACUGUCUGUCAAGGCAUACUUGCUCAUUCUCAACUCCGACCAACAAGAAAUAAGGCGAUUUUCUAUCGACGAUGGAGCGUCGUCCAAUUUUGAUUACCUACUAACCAAGAUUAAAACGGUGUUUCCAGCCAUCAGAACUAAACAACUGCGCUUAUUUUGGAAAGACGAAGAUGGCGAGCUAGUGACAUUCAGCAGCGAUGAAGAACUAGUCGAAGCUCUUGGCAGCAUCCAGGGAGACGUGUUCCGUGUCUAUAUAAGGGUCAGAGAGGGUCAAGAAGACACCCAAGCAGAAAAUGGUCAGUCACCAUCAGAUGCAGAGCAUGUUGGCGUGGUUUGCGAUGGAUGCGACCAUGGCAUUUUUGGUACAAGGUUCAAGUGUGUUGUCUGUCCAGAUUAUGAUCUCUGCAUGAAGUGCGAACGAAAGAAUUUGCACAAAGAGCACGAGAUGUUCAGGAUAUGUACACCAAGAGCACGUCCAGGUUGCYCAGGAGCMUCCUUCCCAUUUUACUUUGCACCACCAUCAUUUGCCUACCAUACCCCAGGCUGCCCUCCAAAUCAUCCACCAGGAUUUGGUCCAUGGGGCCGUGGUCGUGGUGGCCACUUCAGAGGUGGUCCUUGGUCUGGUAGAGGACGAUGUGGUGGCCCAAGAGGUCGUUGCRGCAAAGCACCUGAGGCAAAAUGUGAACAACAUAAAGAGAAGACAACAGAUUCAAAUGAAGUCCCAGUUGGACCUCCUUUUCUUCAUGCUAUGGGAGAAGCUAUUGCCAAUUUCCUAGGACCCAUGGGAAUUGAAGUUCACACAUAUGCAGACACAGAGAAAGAUUGCUGUAAAGGAAAAUGUGGUUGUGAUCACAAAGAAGACAGGUCUGAAGAAACUGCAACAUCACAAGCAAGCACAAGUCAACAACCUGACAACAUGGAUCUCGACAGCCAAUCAACCUCUUCCACCCCCGAAAAGACAGAGGAAAAUCCGGGAACUGAAGAUUACGUCAUGGUUGACAAAGAAAAGCAAAAACAGACAGAAAAAACAGAUGCAGCUACAGGAACAGUCCCUGAACCUGAAGAUCCUCUGGAAGUAGCCAUUGCACAGAUGCAAGCUAUGGGUUUUGAAGACCAUGAUGGGUGGCUAUCACGACUCAUUGUUGCCAAAGAAUAUGACAUUGGCAAAGUGUUGGAUGCCAUCCAAUAUAACGACAAGAAGUAAUAUCACAGCACCCUCUGAACUUGCAACUUAUUUGAUGUGCUUGCUUUGGUCUAAUUUGAGUUAAAUAUCAAAAAGAAUUUCAAAAAAUGGUGGAAAAUACUCUUCCCCCACAAAAUAGGAGAAAAAAAAAUAUGUUCAUGUUAAUAUAUUUAAUACUUUGCAUUGAUUUUUGAAAUAAUCAUCAGACAUAAUUGUAUURUUCAGUGCUAUGCGAGCAGUGCCAAAUAAAAGAUUGAAAUUGAAUAAUU
Molecule: messenger RNA, 1660 nt
Organism: Exaiptasia diaphana
Lineage: Eukaryota; Metazoa; Cnidaria; Anthozoa; Actiniaria; Aiptasiidae
Product: sequestosome-1
Exons: 5
Coding region: 204-1412 (402 amino acids)
Biological process (GO): endosome organization; aggrephagy; mitophagy
Cellular component (GO): amphisome; aggresome
Molecular function (GO): zinc ion binding; K63-linked polyubiquitin modification-dependent protein binding; protein kinase C binding
Source: RefSeq, a predicted model, not a curated record